Messenger RNA from Centropristis striata (black sea bass), 7187 nucleotides. It is a transcript of the gene cnksr2a, whose product is annotated as connector enhancer of kinase suppressor of Ras 2a. Gene Ontology annotation, cellular component: membrane; cytoplasm. Lineage: Eukaryota; Metazoa; Chordata; Actinopteri; Perciformes; Serranidae. Bases 43 to 3045 code for a protein of 1000 amino acids. Gene Ontology annotation, biological process: regulation of signal transduction. The record is from RefSeq and is a predicted model, not a curated record. The transcript has 25 exons. Gene Ontology annotation, molecular function: protein binding.
CACCGCUUGCGCGCAACGGAGAGUCGGCGCAAAGUUUCCUCGAUGGCGCUGGUGAUGGAGCCGGUGAGCAAAUGGAGCACGAGCCAGGUGGUGGACUGGAUGAAAGGUCUGGACGACUGCUUGCAGCAAUACGUGUGUGUGUUUGAGCGCGGAGGUGUAUGCGGCGAGAGGCUGCUGAGGAUUAGCCACGCCGAGCUGGAGGAGCUGGGAGUUUCUCGCAUCGGACACCAGGAGCUCAUCCUGGAGGCUGUCGACUUGCUCUGUGCCCUGAACUCAGGUCUGGAGACAGAGAGCGUCAGGACUCUGGCUCACAAACUCGGCGCCUCGGCCAAAAACCUGCAGAACUUUAUAUCCGGCCGCCGCCGCAGCAGCCAAUCAGAGAGCAGGUCCUCGCGGCGGCUUCCCAAUGAUCUGCUCACCUCCGUGGUCGACCUCAUCACCGCUGCCAAGAGCCUGCUGGCCUGGCUGGACAGGUCUCCCUUUGCUGCAGUGGCAGACUACUCAGUAACCCGAAAUAAUGUCAUUCAGCUCUGCCUGGAGCUCACCACCAUUGUACAGCAGGACUGUACGGUGUUUGAGACGGAGAACAAAAUCCUUCAUGUGUGCAAGACUCUGUCGGAGGUGUGUGAGCACAUUGUGUGUGUGUCAUCGGACCCGCUGGUUUCCCAGUCGGCCCACCUUGAGCUGGUUCACCUCACCAACAUCAAACCCUCUGAAGGCCUGGGAAUGUACAUCAAGUCAACCUACGACGGCCUCCACGUGAUAACAGGAACUACUGAGGGGUCUCCAGCUGACCGCUGUAAGAAGAUCCAUGCAGGAGAUGAAGUCAUCCAAGUCAAUCACCAGACUGUGGUGGGCUGGCAGUUACGUAACCUGGUCGGCUCGCUGAGGGCCGAUAAAGGCGUCGUGUCCCUGACCCUGAAGAAGCGUCCACAGAGCACGCUCAGCUCCGCCCCUGCUCUGCUGAAGAAUAUGCGCUGGAAACCCCUCGCUCUGCAGCCGACCAGAAGCCCAGGCAGCAGUUCGGCUACACCCUCAGGCACACCCACCAAGAACUCCGCCAUCCAGGACCUCUACAUCCCCCCUCCGCCUGCUGAGCCAUACACACCCAGAGAUGAGACAGGAACCUUGCCUGGAGAUGAGGCAUCUCGCAACCACGGUGGCGUCAGCGUUGCUAAGCGAUCUGAGUCACCAAACUCCUUCCUGGAUCAAGAGUCUCGCCGGCGAGAAGAGGAGGAGCCCGUGUACUGCACCACUCCUACAUAUGGCAGGCUGAGGCCCAUCUCCAUGCCUGUGGAGUGUAACUGGGUGGGCGACUAUGAAGAUCCAGCCAAGCUUAGCAGAGAAAGCCGCAGAGAAGCGACUCUGAUGCGUUACGUGGGACUGUCCGGCAUGGACGAGAGGUCCGUCGCUGAAGACUACUCCUCCCACACGGCUCGUCCGGGCAAACGGACCAAUGACACGGCCAAACGCGCCAAGAGGCGGAGCCACCACAGCCAAAGCCCCUCCCACUACGUCCUGCAGGCAAACCAGAGAGAUUCUCCUCCAAGAGACCCAGCCUCCAUUUAUCACAUUGUGACAGAUAGAAAGGGGGAGACAGAGGGGAAGACAUGCAGCAAAGGGACCUCAGGCCGGAUUCGAACCCGGGUCCGCUGCAGCAAGGACACGGCCUUAAUGACAUACCAGCAGUCGUCCUCGCUGCAGUCAAAGAACAGGAAGAAGAAUAGAGGACGAAGUUUGGCCUCCCUCAGUCGGAGGCGUGUUUCCUGCAAGGCUCUGGGCAGAGGAGACUGCGAGGGCUGGCUGUGGAGAAAGAGGGAUGCAAAGGGUUACUUUUCUCAGAAAUGGAAGAAGUACUGGUUUGUUCUGAAGGACAACUGCCUGUACUGGUACAUCAACGAGGAGGAUGAGAAGGCAGAGGGUUUCGUCAGUCUUCCAGAGUUUAAGAUCGACCGGGCCAGCGAAUGCCGCAAGAAGUAUGCUUUCAAAGCGUGUCACCCCAAGGUCAAGAGCUUCUACUUUGCAGCAGAUGGAGUGGAUGACAUGAACAGGUGGCUGAGUCGUCUCAACAUGGCCGCCGUGGGCUACGCAGAGCGAGAGAGGAUACGCCAGGAUCAGGGUGAGGAUUACUGGAGUGAGAGCGAACAUGAGGAUGACACCACCUCCAGCCCCAAACAGGACAGUCCCCCACCUCCAUAUGAUACCUACCCACGGCCUCCAUCAAUGAGUGCCUACUUGGAAGGCCGGACCACUCGACUGUCUUCCACAGAGACUUCUCGCUCUCGCUCCUCCCAGGAGGACUUCCUCUGCGGCGAGCCACCCGCCGUGGCUGCAGAGCCGCAGUACCACCCCGGGCCUCUAGGGGGAGGCACCACUCACAGCGGGAGGAAACCGGGAGGCAGCAGCAGCAGCGACGUGCAGUACAGAUGUGAUCCUGUAGAGUAUCGAUCCAGUCCAGCGGGGGGCAGCAGUGAGACGGGGUCUCCGGGCCGAUCUUCCUCGUCUCAGAGACGUUCCUGGCAGGACCUGAUCGAGACGCCGCUGACUGAAGCUGGACUGCACUACCUGCAGACUGGACCACUGGAGGACGCCGUCUUCGCUGAGCCGGGGCCCGGCGGUGGGUCCAUGAUGGCUGGAGCCGUUUACACUCUCCCUGCUCAGAGGAAUGUCCCUUUGCCCAUUGCCAUGCAGAGGCUGAUCCCUAUGGCAACCCAGGGAGGGAAACCCCGCAGCUUCACACUGCCACGAGACAGCAACCUACACACACUCCUCGCGCCCCCUGCGAAAGAAGAACAGCAAACACACAACGGCGGCAGCGAGGGUGCAUCCCUGGGCGACCUGUUCCGUGCCUGUGAGCAGGGCGGGGUGUGUCCUCUGGGUCGCGGUUCGGAAGGCAAAGGUGAAUCCGAGUGCAGGCAGUCCUUCCUCCGACGGGCCGCCGACCCUCAGCUCAACGACCGCCUGCAUCGCCUCCGCAUACUGACCUCCACGCUGAAGGAUGUCCCGCCCCUGGACGCAGAGCUCCCAUCGGGAUGUUCAAAUUAGCCUGACGGACAGCAAGAACAGCCAAUGAGAUACUUUCAACACUUUAAACAAAUUUCCUGUCUCUGCGGCUCUGCACGUGUGUGUGUGUGUUUGUGUGCCUCAAAAACCACUUGUUUUGAUUAUGACCACUAGUUCCUGGUUGAUCAUCAUAUCCCUAAAAAGGACAUUGUGUCUUUAUGAAAAUUGGGACACACAUACUCACACAUACACACACACAGAGCUCAGCGAUCUGCCUGCUAACUCGAUGUUCUCCUGCUGCCUGGAUUUGAUGUGUUUUUUCUGCGUUGUACUGUACUGUACUGUAUUGUAUAUAUGCUCAUAUUGUACAGCUGUACAGAGAGGGAGUGUGUUGUGUGUCACAGAGGACGCUGGAUUUUAUUUUAUUUUUUUGCAGAGAAUACGGUUUUAAGUUCUGGAUGAACUCGCCUCAUUCGCAGCAUGUUCGCUCAGAUUUGUGUCCCUGUAAUGUUGCUUUGGCUGGGGUUGUUUACUGUCUUCUGCUUCAGCGUGCUGUCAGCAGUCAUCUUCUGACAUUCCAACCAAAGGUUAUAAAGGAAUAUUUCACCCUAAAUUUAAAACUUAGAUGAUAAUUUCACAUUUAAAGAUUUUGCUUUCUCGCCGAGAGUGAGAAUUUUCUCAUUAAACCUCACAGCAAGAAAGUAAAUUCCCAAAAAGUUGAAUUCUUCCUUUAACUCUGUUAAAAAAACACACAGUUGAAAAGCUCCUGUGCUGUAAUUCCAUCUCAGCCUCCCUGCAUUACUAACAGGCCAUAUCAGUGUGUUUGUAAGUUUUAGUUCUUUAAAGGGUCAAGAGAUACAGAAUUAUAUUAUGAAGUUAAAGGAAACAGAUCUAAAGCAAAAAUGGUCACAAUCAGUGACACAGAGUCAGAUUAAUCUUGAUAGUGUCUAUUAGACUCCAAAAAUGCCAGAUCCUACAGUUGACAUAAUGCAACUAGAUAACACAAUUCAACAACCUGCAAGAAUCUGACAUUAAUGGAAAACCAAAACCAAAACUACUUGGUUAUAUCUAUAAAAAGGUCAUGUUUUGGGUUAAAAUAAGUCAUAAGGAACUUAAAUUACUCCCGUCAUAAUUUCUACAGUCCCUAGAGGUUGACGCCUUACAACAAACAUCAUCAGCUCUUGGCUCACGAUUAUGUGGUUUGUAUAAUAUCAUAGUGCAUUCGUUUUUGUUGAUAUAUAAAUAGUGAAUGAAAACAACCUGCUCAAGUAAAAUACCUCAAAUUUUCACUUAAGUACCGUACAUAAUGUUCUUCCACCACCUGCUUCACCCAUUUCAAACGUUAUCUCAAGAUUAAUCCCACACUGAAAAAAAAGUUUUUAUGGCCCUGUAAUUAUUAUUUCAAUCAUCUAUAUACAUUCUACAAAGAAAUACGAAUUCAGUGCUUUUACUUUAAAAUAUCAGUUUUUCAUGUAGUGCAUUACUCAGUGAUUGUUUGUUAUUAUGUGUCCUCAGUUUUGUAUGUCAAUUUAAUCAUUCGUUCCAAGUAAUAUUCACUAAACCAGUUCAUUGGCUUAAUUAGUUGAUAUUUCCAAGUAAAAUGUUAUUGAGGGACAUCAGUGAAUCUGCAAUUUACUUGUGUAUAUUCAUUAAAAAAAUAAAUGGUUAUUUAAAUAAAUAUUACUUAGAAACAGCCUGAGUAAAGAUUAGAAACACUUCCUGUGUGGAAAAGCUUGCCUAGUUUUUUUUUUUUUCAGUGCAUAAGUGUGGGCGAGUAAGGGCUUGCUCCACCUUCUAGUAGGUCCAGUAGGUUGUUAUCAGCCCAUUAAAUGGCCAGAUGCUAAAAAACUAAGCAGUUGUGUUUAGUUAAAAGGCCACAGUUUUUAGAUUUACACCACAUACAGAACUACUUCUCUACAGUAAGAGCAAAAAAAGUUCCUGGUUAGGCGUAAUAAGAAAGUUUAAUAAGUAAAAUAAAUGCGUGUCAAUGUUGCAAGUUAAGGCAUUGUGAUAACAAGUGUGGUAACAUAAAAACUUGAUGCACAGAAGUUAAGUGACAUUAUUUCAAAUAACUUUUACUUUACUCGUGCAACUUAUCGUCAGUUUCCUUACCUUUCCGAACAACAUCACUAAAAUAGCAGCCUGUUGAAUGUGCUGAUAACAACCUACUAGACAUACUAGAAGGCGGAGCCGGCCCUUAACAGCCCAAACUUAUGGGAAUGUCAGCUAAUCGCGUGCCUCCUUCCUUAUCUUUAUUCUUUUCAUGCACACUGAUAAUUCAACUCUGCUUCCUGACUAUAGUGAGCAUGCAGUUUGCAGCCAGAGCUAUGUGAGUGAAGGAUAUGUAUUAGAGAAUUAACUACUGGACUUUGGGAUCCACACUGAAAAUUUUGGCUGCACAAGCUGUUUGUAGGAAAUGUAAUGGAACUUUUACUGCUUGCCUUUUGCAGCUGUACAAAGAUGGCACUGGCUUUUAAUCUGGAAGGAGGCUGAGAUGGAAGUACAGCAUAUAACUGUCUCUGUGUCCAUCAAUCCAACAAUAAUAACUUGUGUUGAAGGUGAACCAAUUCUUUAAAGCUGGCUGGAAAUGUUUAUAUAUAAGGAUAGAAGACCAAAAACCUUAAAGCCAGCAGGAUAAGAGUCAGUCAAUCGAUGCAAGAUUUGUCCCGAAGUUCGAAAACAGACAAUAAAGCAAGCUUAUGAUUUAUUUUAUUGAUCUGAGAAAUGUCCUAUUACUAACUGUUCUUUUUCAGCUCAAACAGACUUUGUUUUGUCAUUUUCAUGGGGUACAUUUGUAGACUCUUAACUGCCACCGUGGCAGCGUCUCAACCCUGUUUGGUGAUUGUUUUCUGUUUUAUAGUUGUUGGGUAUAAAACACAGGAUGUCCAUCAGCCAAGUUUAAUUGUUCUUCACAGACCAUUUGUUCAAGGACCGUGCUGGUGUUUGUCCAAGUUUUACCCACACAUCAGAUAUAACUCACAUAACUUCCAUUUUCCAUUUUCAAAAGCAUAACAACAGUGUUUUAAUUGAUUUUCUGUCUUCCUUCCAAAAGCAAAUUACAGACAUUUAUGUGUUGAGACGGUACAAGCAAAAUCUUUUAUUCAUGCACUGGUCAAGUUGAGAUUUUUUGGCUGUUUUGCCUUCAUGACAUGUUUUCUUUUAGAUAGUGGAAAGCAAUCAUCCACAUUUAGGUCGUUAUUUUUGCUACACUUCUCUAGAUUUCUCCUAAAUUCACCAGAAUUUGGUUUCAGGUGAUAAAUAUUUGUAUAUUUAUACAUAAACACUCAACAUACACUGAACUCUCCAGUUAUAUCCCUGUCUAAAUUGUGAAGAUUUUGUGAAGACGGCUUUGUAAGUGUAUAAUUUAUAAUAAGAUUUAUAGUAGUAGUAUAAUCUAUAUUUUAUUCAUAAAAUUUUUUUGAUUUUUUUCAAUGGCUUUUGACAGUAUUUUCUGAGUUAAAUCCCAAAUUCCUUCUGCAAAAAAUCUUUGACUGUAAUAUGUCAACAAAAUGAAACAAGAAUGAAAUUGAGAAUCUGCAACCAAAGUCGUAAUACAAUCAUGUGCUCUGUUAAUAUAAAACCCAAUCCACAAUACAAACGGGCACUAAUGGGAUCAUGUACAUUUUUUUGCUUAAUCUCGGAUUUUGCAGCUACGUUAAGCACACAAUCAACUGUUUCCUUCAUGAUUGAGUUUCCUUCUGAAUUGAUUAAACUGAAGCUAAUAACUGUGUGGAAAAUCAAGGCAACAAAGACAUGUUAUGCUUUUGAAAAUGUUAAAAUAUAAAAUAGAUUGAAACAGGAAGGUUUUUGGACGACGAUGUCUAUUAUUUAUAAUGUAAAUUUGUCCUGCUGUUAUUGUUUUUGUGAUGAACUUAAACUGUUGGAGUACUGAGACGAAGAACCUCAUGUUUGUACUGUACUGGUGUUAAAAAAGUCCUCUGUCCAGAUGCCUAUCCCAUGGUUAGACAUGAAAAUGAGCACAAUGAGAAGAGAGAGCCAAUGGAAGAAACCCUCUCUGACAUGCACGCACAAAGCCAUUACAACACCAAUACAAACAGACAGUGAUAAAGACAACUCUCCAUCCUUUGCCUCGCUACAACUCUGCACUAACAAAGCCUUGAUACUGUAUAUGCACAGUCUGAACUCUGUAUUUGCCUUUACCAUUAAAUACUUUAAUGUGGAAA